This is a messenger RNA of Podospora bellae-mahoneyi, 585 nucleotides long. RefSeq lists its product as uncharacterized. Bases 1 to 585 code for a protein of 194 amino acids. The record is from RefSeq and is a predicted model, not a curated record. Lineage: Eukaryota; Fungi; Ascomycota; Sordariomycetes; Sordariales; Podosporaceae. The transcript has a single exon.
AUGAGGCUAGGUGUGGUGCUGUUCUUGCUGUUCCCACCUGCUGUCUCGUCAGCUGCUCCUUCGGCAACAAGCACCGGGGCUGCUCCUCCUCCUCCUCCUCCUCCUCCUCCUCCUCCUCCUCCUCCUCCUCCUCCUCCUCCUCCUCCUCCUCCUCCUCCUCCUCCUCGUCCUCCUCCUCCUCGUCCUCCUCCUCCUCCUCCUCCUCGUCCUGCCAAGGGUAAUGACCGGCUGAGUCGGCCUGAGCUGCCAGCGGGGGAGGUCACCGAGACGGUUGUUACUGUUGAGGAGGUCAGUGAGGAGGUUGUGGUGGAGGAGUGUAUUCUGACGUGUGAGCGGGCGUUGGUGAAGGCGAGUGUCGAGGCUGGGGAGGUGAGACGGUGUCUUGGGGUUACGGUGAGGAGGAGGGCGGGGGUGGAUAAUUGUGUGUAUUUUGUUGGCGGGGUGGAGGUGGUGGAUUUGGAGGUUGUGUUGUUAAUUGAGGAGGAGGUUCAGGGUGGUAGGUUGGGUGAGGAGGUGGACGAGGACGAGGACGAGGAUCUGAAGAGCGAUUCUUUUGUUCCUGUUGGGAGGGUUAGGAGGGAGUAG